UUGUACAUGUGUUUUGAAUCGUAGAAAAUAGAUCGGGGAUUUAAGAGUAAUUAAUCUUGUUAUAACAUAAAUAACUGAAAUCACGAUGGCCACAUUAGAUAACAAGAUAUGGUUGCUCAAAAACAUAAGAGACGCGUUCAUAGCCACGGAUGAUACGGGCUUGUGCGAGAUUGUUAUGGCCGGGGAGGAUUUUUCGAAGAUAUUUCAAGCGAAGGCGGCAGACGAGCGGAUCAGGUUGAAAGAUGAGAGGUUGUGCCGGCCGAGCACGAGCCACGGGCGGGACGGCAUGGGCAACAUAUCGGAGGAUGAGGACCAGGAGAUCGUGACUCAGUUCGACGCGUAUCCUCAGAUGGAGGAUAGCGAGGAGGACGACCUCAUUAGCGGCAGCUACAUACGUUAUGAUGAUAUUGGAGGACACAGACAAAGAUCCAACACAGCACAGUGGCUCGACAAAAAGGAGCAAGCACUAAAGAAGGCAUCAAAAAUAAAAGUAAUAAAAUGGGAUGACUCAUUCACCGAGCUCACCGAAGACCAGAUCGCCGACAAUUUUACCAAAAUGGUAAUAAGAAAACCUAAACAGAGGUCCAUGCUAACGGAGCUUAUGGAGAAAUGUCCGGAAUUACCCCAUAUGCAGUAUUUGGAGUAUGCCAAGUUUGAUGGCACGGCGCAGUUGGGGUUGCAGACGAAGAUGUUUAAGAUAUUUAUGAAGGUAUCGGAAAAGUAUCAUAACUAUCCGUUGGUGGUGUGCGUGAUCGCGACGGCUAGGAUAAAGGAUUUGAUCGGAUUCACGUGCUACAAGUACAGCAUCGAGCACCCGGACAUAUCCCUUGGCAACAUAAAUGAGUAUGGUCUCUGUAUCGCCGAAGACGACGGUGACGUGGACCUCGCGUUCCCCUGCCUAGACGCGCACGAGCCCUGCGCCAAGUUCGGCUUCACGUGCCUCGGCCUCAUCGAGCUCAACAAGAGAGACGACAACAACGUCACUAGCUCGCUGCCCGAAGACGCCACGGGGUUCCAGGGGUUCAAUUUUCCUAAGGUUAGCGAUUCGGGGCACAGUCACCAGAAUCCUUCAAGACACAACACGGGCGGCAGCGCUACCUCUGAAGCGGUCAAGAAUGCUCUAGAGGCGGUCAACGAAGGCCUCAAAAAAGCGGACGAUCUGGACAAGCUCCACUCCCACGCUAUGGCGACCUCCGCCCCGCAGUACAAGGCAUACAGGGUGCACAUGCUGCGGCGAAUCAUGGCCAACACGCUGAUACAGCUCGGUGUGUCCAUAGACAGGGUCGAGGUGGAGCCGCUCGCCAACAGCAAGCACACGCACUGGCUAAAACCGAAGUACUUCAUGCACAGCAUCGACUCUAUAGCCUGGUGUCAAAUAAUGGAAGCUAAGGGCAACAAAUGCGUGUUCAGGAUCGUGUACACAGACGAACAGAAACCGUCCGCAUUCGAUCGUACCACAAGUUUCUUCCACUCCCACACGAACUACAAGUCCCACGAUUUCGAAUGCGACCACCAAACCGCCAAAGAGAUUGUCGAGAAAGUCAACACCAUUCUCGAGUUCCGGAACAGCCCGUGCAGGAGAGAGUACAAGACCGCCAAGGAGAAAAAACAUCAGGCUAGGAGGAGUUUCCAUUCGAAACAUAUGACUAGCAGCUAACUAGUUUACUUUUAAGGCCACAGUGUAUACAUAUAGUUUGAGGCAGUAGGUCAACUACGUUUGAACGCGAGAACAUCCCGUCCCAUCCUAAAUGCCGCAACGCGCUUGCCCUCCCUCUGGUGUUGCAGGUGUCGGAUUGUCCAUAAAAAUUAUGCAGGCUUUUUAUGGAUUAGAGAACGUGCGCGGGUCUGAUUUAAUUUAACACACGAUUCCUUGCCUAUCGCGCGUGAUAUGUUGCAGCUAGGGCUUCCAAAUACCGGUAUUAAUACCGAAAAACUUCAUCAUCCCCGGGACCCCGGUAUUGAAUAUAAACUAGGAUUUUUAUUAAACAUUGAGAACUCGUUAUUCUUAAUAUUACAGCACAUACGUCUUAAAUAGCUUUAAAUUAACCAAGACGUUUUCAAAUUUUUAACUUAUUAUGAUAUAUUUAAAUUUUUCACCUUUUUACAACCAAACAAUAAUAUUGACAUUGAUCAAGCUAAGUUCAAUAUUUUUUAAUCCGCUUUAAUUAGGAACAUGUGUAAAUAGUGUGUGAAUAAUGUGUAUUUUUAAAACAUUUUAACUUUUUUUAAAAAGUGUGUAUACGUCAUACGAGUAUUUUUAAAACAUUAGAAUGAGGAUUUUAAAGAUAAUAAAAAAAGGACAUUGGUCAAUCAAAUAAUGUCGCUAGAGUUAAUAGCAUACGCAGUGCAAGUGUUAUUUAUACGUUAUAAUUUCAUAGAAGUUUGACGUUUAAAAUAACAUGGCCUGCGUGUGAUAUCAAACUCGUUGCAGACUUAUCUUGAUCUAUUCUAUCUUAUCUUAUGAUAUUGGAAGCCCUAGUUGAAACGUCAGUAAGUGAUCAGCUCUUCAUCAUGUCAUGCGCGACAUUCUUGCCAUAAUUCAUCUUUUCUCGUUGUUUUUUUUUGUCUCGUCGACCGAGGGACAUUUAAAAAACAAUAAUUAUAAUAAUCCAUUUGAUUGUUGCAUCUAUAUUAACUUUACGCUAAAUUAACGUAUAAUGGUUAAUAUAAAAAAUAACACUAGUGAAACUUAAUAUUAUUUGGUAAACAAAUAAUACUUACAAAGUUCAUAAUAAUAAAAUUGUUCCCGUAGUUGAUAUACUGCUUUAUGUUAUAUGUACUGUGGCUAACCAGUACAAAUUGAACCGUAAACUGUAACCGUCCGUUACGGUUUACGGUUGAAUUUGUACUGGUUAACGGUUGAUUGCAAUUAACGUUCGGCCAACACUGGUGGCUAAGCGUUUAUUUAAGUAUUUAAUAUAAAAACAUGCAAUCGAAAAACUAAGACUAUCUCAAAUACCGUGUAUAUUUCUCAUAUGAGCAUAAUCGUUACUUAUCAUGAACAGUGGCACAAAAAAAUUAAAUGCCAUUCGAUUUUAAAUCUUACCAGUAAAAGAUAGAGUAUUAAGUGCAAUAUUCAUUUUAAGUUUAUAUAUUAUAUGGAUUUCAAGCACUUUUAAAAACAGAUCGAUUAGACUUAAUCAAAACAUAAUUUACCGAAGAUUUCAUGUAAAUAAUACGUUUAUAUCAUUUUAUGAAAUACGAAUUUUAUACGAAUUCAAAUUUUAACUGAUGUUUUAGGUUUACUUUAAAAACGCGUUUAAAAUAUUUGCCCGUAUGAAAAAUGCACGCUGUAUGUUAUUUUAAACUUAUAUUUUAACUAUGUUUCUUAAUCCGUCAUCUUAUGAGACUGAUCAUUAUUUUCCUCUCUGACAACAUUUUACUAUAUUCUUAUGGUGCUACCACAUUGGCAGUUAUAUAAUACCGUGUGACAGGGACAAUAUGAUAGCAUGUCCCUGUCACAGAAUGUUAUGUAACUGCCAGUGUAUGAGCAACAUUCUUAGGAAUUAAGAAUCAACUAUUAUAUACUUUGCAUGCUUUAACUUAUUGUCCAAAAGGCGAUCAACAAGUGCUAAUAUCAUAAACCGACUCUCAACUACCAGCAGAUAUUACUUAAGUUAAUGAUGUUUCUAUGAACACUCGGUACUGCUUAGUCAUAUUUUCUAUGAUGUAUGUACAUACAGGUUGAUUCAAGAAAGCUGUCACGAAUGGAAUUUUUAUUGUGUGAGUUGAGUGUGAGCACCUAUAUCUGUAUACAGCCAAAGCCAGCAUUUUAUUUUGACUGUUGCAAACUCCCUUAUUUUGAGGUCGUGGGUGCCGGAAAAAAAUUCCUGCAUUAAAACUGUUAUAGAGGGGCGUACCUUGGUCCGGUUGGCAUAUCUCUUUCGCGCUCUCACUUAUAGCUGCGUCCUUAACAGACGUACGGCGGACCACCUUCCACACGAUCGAAAAGGCCUCGGUUCGGACCCAGGUCGUGGUCCUAUACGCCCGUCUGUUACAACUUUUACGGUUGUACCAUAAUUAAGUAUGUUUUAUUUUUACAUUUUUCUUGUGUUUUAUUUACAACUGUAUACAUUUUUUUUUCUGCCGAUCUUCCAUUAGUACAAACCGAUUGUAUGUAGAAUCAGGCGAAAAGAGAUAGUUAUAGUUCUGUUAGCUAUAUUUUAUUGUUGUUAUUUUAAUUGCUGUUUUAAUUCAAUACUGAAAAGUAAACUUAGUAAAUACAAUUUUAUCCCAUUGUGAUAAGGUGUAAAAUGGUAUACAUAUCGUUGCGUCGACUUUUAAGUACGUAAUGAAGACUUUUGAUAUUCUAACAUGAACGGUCAGCUUAUGUCAAAGGAAUUUUAACCUUUUAAAAAAAUAAAAUAUUUAAAUAAAUAUUAUCGGGACCGGAUUACACAAAUUGACCAAGUCCCACAGUAAGCUCAAGAAGGCUUGUGUUGUGGGUACUCAGAUAACGAUAUAUAUACAAAUACUUAUAUACAUAAAAAAACAUCCAUGGCUUAGGAACAAAUAUCUUAUCACAGACCUACCCUGGGUGGCAGUGUUGGCCAAAACGUUAAUGCAAUUAACCAUUAACCAGUACAAAUUGAACCGUAAACUGUAACCGUCCGUUACGGUUUACGGUUCAAUUUGUACUGGUAUAAUGGUUAAUUCCAAUUAACGUUCGGCCAACACUGCUGGAUGGAAUAAAAAAAAUUACCCCCUACCCUUCCCGUUUGAAAAACACUAUAAUUUAUAGUUUAAAUUAUAUACAGUAUUGGACUAAAACAGCGGUAGCUUUUAGAAAAAUACAUUUCAUGUAUUUACCUCACGAGGUGUUUUACGUGUUACUUUAUUUAGAACUUUAUGUGAAGACCCGUUAAGGUUAAGUUGCAUGACUAGUAAUCUUGUUUCUAUUUAUCUCCGCUAGAGGCGCCACUUUCCACCAUAUCUUUGGUUAUUUCAUUUAUUAGAAAUAGAACAGAAAUUAUUGCAAUUUAAAAUUAUUAAAUAUACUAAAAGUGACGCCCUCUAGGCUUCAUAGUAAGCCAAGUGUAAAAAGUGAUUUGAAUGACUUCUAAAUAAGCAUUUUUUAUGCUUACCUUGUAUAUUGCGCUUAGCAAUAUAUUUACAAUGCAUGUUCCUAUUUUGUUGUUGUUUAGUUUACAUACAGUUACAUGUAAAGUGCUCAAAAUGCGGUCAAGAUGUUCCUGUGCCAGUGUUGGCCCCGACGUUAAUGCAAUUAACCAUUAACCAGUACAAAUUGUACCGUAAACUGUAACCGUCCGUUACGGUUUACGGUACAAUUUGUACUGGUUAAUGGUUAAUUUGCAAUUAACGUUCGGCCAACACUGUCCUGUGCCACUUUAUAUCUUUGAGGCGAUGUAUAAACGUGAGUCAUCUGUUAUAUAUUACAUUUGAAUUUUGAAUGUCUUUGUUAUAUUAUUAAUUAUAUAAUUGUAUGUAUACACUUUUAUAUGAAUUCCACGGUGAAUGAGGGCUAACGCGUUUAAUUUCGACGCUAGGGGCGCUAGUGUAGAUGGAGGUCUUUCAAAAUGUCAAAUGCAAAUGCAAAUGUCUGAUUGUAUAUUUGAUUAUGAAUGUCUCUGCAUACGCAAAAGAAAUGUAAAAUAAAAUAGGUACUACGAAUCUGCAUAAGUUACUUGUAUAAUGUCGGAUGGGGUAAUUGUAAGCCAUGGGGCAAAAGCAACUAUAGUAGGAUAAACCUAUUUUUUUUUAUUAAGUAAACAUUUAUUCAUAUUAAUACAGUCGCCAUCAGAUAUAUCGGAGCGCCCGAGGUGCUAACAAAUAUCUGAACACGCCUCUAUUGUCAAGGCGUUAGAGUGCGCGUUCAGAUAUUUUGAGCACCACGCUCUGAUAUAUCUGAUGGCGACUGUACAUACAUCAAUUUACAUUUAAAUUAACUAAAAACUAAACUAAACUAAAACUAAGACAGAACAAUAUGACAUUGUACAUAAUAAAUUACCCUAAAAUUACCUCCUAUAUUAUAACCCGGACACGGACGCUUCCACUUUCGAUGGAAUAGCAUGUACUUUCUGAAGUGUAGUUCUAAAGUAAUUGCAUUUACCCUAUAAUUGCAAAUGCCUCUACUGACUUUACACAUUUUUAUUGUUACUAUUAUAAUAUUAAGUAUUUCUACAUAUAAGCCAACCGCUGUGUUCAGGGUGUGUCUUCGUUGCAAUUAUAUUAUUAAUACUUCCUAAGUAUAGCAAUCUAACUAGGUCUCAUUUUUGCAUAAUAUUAAAGAUGGACAGAAAAGAUUGAGCUAUAGUCAGAAUCAAAUAUUUAUGUACUACCAAAGAUACAUUGAUUGAGUAAUAUGUGUAAAAUUUAAGACAAUUUCGUGCUUCGAAUUUACAGGUAAACGAGAUGGCGAUGUACAGCUCCAUAUGUCAAAUUAAAGGGCACGUUUUUUUCUUAGACCUCUCUAUUACAAUCACUUCUCUUUGGUACUACAUACUAUAGAAUAAAACCUCGAUUAUCCGAACUAAUUCGCAUAAUAAAAAUUUCGGUUAAUUUAGGGGUUCGGAUAAUCGAGGUUCCACUGUAUUUGUUACUAUGUUCUCAACAUCAUUAAUACUAAUAUGUCAAAACAGUGUCCAAAUGUUCAAUAGUCAUUUAGAACUCGUUAGACAUUCAAAAGUUGAUAACUGGUUUGUUAUGUAUAAUUAACAUAAUCCGAUGUACUAAGUUAGUAAGGUUGUAUUUAAUAUUCAUAGUCUAGGUACAUGUUUAUAAACAAACUUCAUAACGUAUAAGGUGGGGUACAUUUGACCCCCCCGGGAUUUGUUUUUUAGGAACUGCUGGUCAAAAAAAAAUGUUGACCUCUAGUAUGCGUGUGCCUGAGGGGGACUGAGGGGAAGAGACUGAUUAUCAGUCCGCGGGACGAUAUAAACCUGUCAGUUAGAAUAAAAGUUUCACGGUUCCGAACAACUGACAGUCCGAUAACGUCCGGCGGGCUGGUAAUCAGUGGGCCCCUUAAGAGCAGUAACGCAUUUCGAAAUUUCUUUCAAUUGUAGAACAUAUCGUACAAGUACAGUGUACAAUUCAAAAUGAGUUACUGCUGUUAUGCUAAGUGAUUCGAUUUUAAUGAGGAUCACUUAUUUGAUUUACACAUUUGAGAAUCCAUCACCAUCCACCUGUUUGUACAGUCGCCAUCGGAUAUAUCGGAGCGGCCGAGGUGCUCAAAUAUAUCUGAACAAGCACCCUAACUGCCUUGACAAUAGAGGCGUGUUAUGAUAUUUGUUAACACCUUGGCCGCUACGAUAUAUCUCAUGGCGAUUGUACUAAAAUUCUAUUAGGCAGAUUUAAAGCGCGCGAUUGUUUUAUGCGGAACGUUGAACGGAAUGUGCUUAUGAAAAAUGACAAUGCGCUUACCGCUAUGUUUACCGCUUCAAACAAUAUAGUGUUAUUAGACUCAUUAGAUUAUCUAAUGUAAAAUGAUAUUUUUCCAACAUUCCGUUGAUCGCAUGCUUACAGCGCUGCGUUUAUCGCAUAAAAUAUUAUAAAUAUUAUAUAGGUAAUGUACCUACCCAAUUCCUGACGUAAAAUAAUAUUGCUUUUACCAAUAAACGUUCCGAUUCUGAUAUUGAAAACAAUCGCGCGCUUAUUAAUACAUUCGGUAAACUAAUUUUAUUAUCUGAUAUAUAAAAUACACGUUAGUUGAAACUGUUCAAUAUUUAGAUAAAAAAUCUGCUUAUACUUUGCUGCUGGCUGGGGUUAAAAUCGAAUCCAUGCAUUAAAAUUAAAUUUUACAUUCAUUUUAACUUUUACAAGAUAGUACUAUGAUAAUAAUAACAAGUGUUAAAGAGGAUCAACUUUUUCAACUGUCUCCACUAUGUUUGUACUUUAUGGGUAAAUCAACUUUUAAUUAUUGGUUUAAGUAUAGAAUAGGGUCGGGUAGGAAACAGUGGCUCAGUUCGAACAGUGGCUCAGUCGCCCCAAUAUCGCCUUUAUCAUGUUGGAAUUAGGUUGAGUGAGCUACUGUACCCGGCAAUUUUUUUCCAAGCCACUGUUUCCUACCCUACCCUAAUUAAAAAAAAAGUUGAUUGACCCAAUAAUAAAUUUCUCGGUGCCUUAAGUCUAAUUUUUGCUACAGAUAAAGAAUCAUUUAAGAAAUAAAAUAAUCAUCCAAAUCAAGGAUUUACACUUAGUUUCACUAGUUGAUCCUCUUACAGCUGAUGAAACUGACUUUUUUUAUAAUAAAAUAAUAAGCAAACAAGCAAUAUCGCUAAUCGCUAAUAUGCUUUGAAAAAACAUGGUGGUAGAAAUUAUUUAACGUUUUUUUAAUUAUUUGAGCUCGUCGUUAAAUGGUCUCUAAUAAGUUAACGAUUUGUGAUAAGUUAAUUAGUUGUGCAAAUUUUACUAGUGGAUCUGUGAGCUGUAGACCUCGCAAUAAGCUACAAAUGUAAAAAUACUUCGUUGAGUCAUUAUCACAGCGAACACAGUGGUCUUAAGUGCCAUAGACCCAGUUAACCCUCAUUGGAAGGAGCUGUCGCUAGCGUAAACGUCAAGUGUCAACUCAUGGUAGCCGUACUUAAAAUGCCAAUGUUUACAACCUUCAUAAAACGGCCACCGUGAGGCAAAAUCUACCACGAAUACUAAUUAAUAUUAUAUAAAACUACGAUGUUUUUCAGAGCAUAAUGCGAUACACUCAGUAUACAGAAGUAUAGUCAGCAUCAGAAGUUGCUUAAGUGGGCGAGGUGUUCAAAAUUACCUUGAUACGCUCUUAUUCUGUUAACAAAGAAGUCGCGUCAAGUUCAUUUUGAACACCUCGCCCGCUCAGCAACUUCUGCUGCUGACUUAACAGCUUUACUUUAUCAUUAAUAUAAGCACAACGCUUAGAACUAACUAUGAAUUCCACUGCCAAACAAAACUACAUACACUGACAAAAAUAAAUAUUUAUCAGUAACUGUUAAAGUAUUUACAAUAGAUUAUAUUUUUUUGUAAAUUAGUUUUGUUGUGUAGUGAUUGAGGCAUGAUUGGAACUUGAUGCUGAGUGCAAAUAUAAUUGUUAUCUAUA
Molecule: messenger RNA, 9025 nt
Organism: Cydia strobilella
Lineage: Eukaryota; Metazoa; Arthropoda; Insecta; Lepidoptera; Tortricidae
Gene: Sin1
Product: stress-activated map kinase-interacting protein 1
Exons: 7
Coding region: 86-1657 (523 amino acids)
Biological process (GO): TORC2 signaling
Cellular component (GO): cytoplasm; plasma membrane; TORC2 complex
Molecular function (GO): phosphatidylinositol-4,5-bisphosphate binding
Source: RefSeq, a predicted model, not a curated record